AAACAUGCCUGUUUGUUUGAGCAAAAAGGAAAGGAUAAGAAUCUUUCCAGCUGUCUCGCUGAGAAAGUUAUCAAGCAAGAAAUUGACAUGAUAUUGGUGUUUGACUGGGAUUUAAGUAUAAUCAGUGACGAGAUUCUCUUGAAAGUCCUUGAGCUUCCUAUAUUGGUGGUGCUGGAUGAGGCAUAUAUUGAGUUUUCAGGUCUCGAAUCGAGGCUGCAAUGGGUGAAAAAGUAUGAGAAUUUAAUUGUUCUUCGGACAUUUAGCAAACGAGCUGAUGGUGAAAGAAGCUUUGCUACAAGAAAGGGAGAGGCUUUAUAUAACCUUGUAAAGGAGCUGCCGUUUCUCAACCCGUAUCCAAGCUAUUCCAAUUUCAUUCUUUGUGAGGUUACAUCAGGAAUGGAUGCUAAGAAGCUGAAGGAGGACCUUGCAAAAAUGGGUGUGAUGAUUCGUCAUUACAACAACAAAGAGUUGAGUGGUUAUGUUCGCAUAUCUGUCGGGAAGCCGGAACACACUGAUGUCUUGAUUGAUUGCCUCAGACGAUUGUCUUAGUGCAGUACCUCUAUUAGGCAUGAUUUACUACUUCUGCAACUCCUUUCUUUCUUUUUUUCUUUUUUUUUAUGACAAGGAAUGGUUCAUUUGAUCUCCACUGAAAUGAUUUAUCACCUUGCUAAAAUAGAAUUUUCUAUUGUAUUUUAGACUUAUUACUAACAAUAUAUUUAUAUGUAAUAAAAAAUGAUUGGCAAUUAUUGUAUUAUUGGUAGAAAAGAUGGAUUAUUGAUGGUACAUGAUCACCAGCAUUCACAAUA
This is a messenger RNA of Prunus persica (peach), 806 nucleotides long. Its product is annotated as histidinol-phosphate aminotransferase 1, chloroplastic. Gene Ontology annotation, biological process: biosynthetic process. Gene Ontology annotation, molecular function: pyridoxal phosphate binding. NCBI's taxonomy places the organism in Eukaryota, Viridiplantae, Streptophyta, Magnoliopsida, Rosales, Rosaceae. The coding region runs from base 88 to 549 and encodes 153 amino acids. The transcript is spliced from 4 exons. The record is from RefSeq and is a predicted model, not a curated record.